This is a messenger RNA of Lactuca saligna, 363 nucleotides long. The record is from the annotation of a GenBank genome assembly. Lineage: Eukaryota; Viridiplantae; Streptophyta; Magnoliopsida; Asterales; Asteraceae.
AUGCAUCCACCUUCUCAUCUCGCUCCCUCUACCAGGAACCUUGAUUUUAUAAGAAAUAGUAUCUUUAUUGGAGUUAAUCGCAAGUGGGUCUGGGGGGCAAACAAAAGGUCCCAUACUGGCUCUGAUGAAGAGGAGGGAACCCGAGACCCAAAUGUUGCUCCCGCUGAUUUUACUAGUUGGGAAGCUAAGGUUAUAAAUCAUCAAAAAUAUGAUGAAAAGGCGGAUGUUUUCAGUUUUGCGAUUGUUUUAUGGGAGCUUGUGACAGCUAAGGUUCCUUAUGAGAAGAUGACACCAUUGGCUCCAUUAGAAGAGGAUGCUAAGACGCUCUUCUCACCAUCAUUCAUCUCCAAAAGAUGGGGUUAG